AUGCUGUAUGUGGUGGGCGUGGGGUUGUGCGACGAGAGUGACAUCACGGUGCGCGGCCUGGCGGCGGUGCGGCGCUGCCAGCACGUGUUCCUCGAGGCCUACACCUCCAUGCUGCUCGUUGAUAGGAGCAAACUGGAGGCGCUGUACGGAAGGGAGGUGCGGGUGGCGGACAGGGACAUGGUGGAGAGCCGUGCCGCCCACCUGCUGGACCUGGCCGCUAACGAGGACGUCGCCUUCCUCGUUGUUGGUGACCCCUUCGGUGCCACGACGCACACGGAUCUGAUGCUGAGGGCGCGGCAGCAGGGCGUGGCGGUGGCGGUGGUGCACAACGCCUCCGUGCUCAAUGCCAUCGGCGCCACCGGCCUGCAGCUCUACCGGUUCGGCGAGACGGUGUCGAUUCCGUUCUUCACGGACACAUGGCAGCCCGACAGCUUCUACGAUCGCAUCCAGGGGAAUGCCGCCAGGGACCUCCACACACUCUGCCUGCUCGACAUCAAGGUGAAGGAGCCAUCGCUGGAGGCCAUGGCCAGGGGUAGGAUAGAGUACGAGGCACCGCGGUACAUGAGUGUGAACACGGCCAUCCGGCAGCUUCUUCUGGUGGAGGAGAAGCGCCAGCAGAAUGUCUGCACACCGGACUCACUGUGUGUGGGAGUGGCGCGGCUGGGUGCCGACUCGCAGUGCAUUGUGUUUGGCAGCAUGCAGCAGCUCUCAGACGUUGACUUUGGCCCGCCUCUGCACUCGCUGGUGCUGUGUGGCGCACUGCACGAGCUUGAGAGGGACUUCCUCGAUGCCUUCAGGGUCAUGGAUGCCACGCCCAGGAUUGUGGAGGAGGGGUCAGAAGGAAGCGCAGAGGAGGAGAGCGAGAGGCCCAUCUUGUAA
This is a messenger RNA of Closterium sp. Yama58-4, 879 nucleotides long. The record is from the annotation of a GenBank genome assembly. Lineage: Eukaryota; Viridiplantae; Streptophyta; Zygnematophyceae; Desmidiales; Closteriaceae.